This is a messenger RNA of Exserohilum turcica Et28A, 1014 nucleotides long. RefSeq lists its product as uncharacterized. The record is from RefSeq and is a predicted model, not a curated record. The transcript has 3 exons. The coding region runs from base 1 to 1014 and encodes 337 amino acids. Lineage: Eukaryota; Fungi; Ascomycota; Dothideomycetes; Pleosporales; Pleosporaceae.
AUGAAUACUCAAGACGGGUCCCAAGUUAAUGUGGGUAGCCAAGCAGCCCAGCAUGCACUCGCUACACUUGCCCGCAUCCUCAACAUCGACCAGAAUACACUCAAGAUCGCGCUCGAUAGCGCUUUCGAUUUACUGCCAGCCGCUGGUGGCAACCCCACGCUUGCGCUGCACAUGAGUUUCGGCCGGAUGAACUUGCGCAUCGAUGGCCGGAUCUUGGAUGAGGUUAUCGCUGCUUUCCGCCAGACUUUCAGGCAUACUAAUAACUCAACCCUCAAAGAAGACGAGUCUACACGUACUGGUUACCAUCGAUUUUUGGAACUAGAAGGAUCCUGGUUUCCCAAUAAUAACGGAGACUUUGCAUCUUCAUUCAUGAACCCCCACGGGUUGACCAACGAGCUGACUCACCCAUCUCCAACCACAACGCCACCUUUGUGGCAAGAUCAGAAUAGGACUUGGCAUUAUAGCGAUAAUAUCGUCUGGACAGAAGAAACGUCCGAAUUCUUGCAUCCGGCUCAGCCAGAGAUCUUUGUGAGAAUGUCUUCUUCACGAGAACCUGACACGUCGUGGCCUCCUAGCACGAUACAAGAAAUAGAAACCCUCCGGAGCCCAGAAGAAUUCCAGCAAUAUGAAGUUUCAUCAUCUCCUGAAAACCACCAAGAACCUGCUACUGGUAAGAGAAAAAGCCAUAGUUUGGUGUCCUUCUCACUAAAUUAUGGCCCCACAGUUCUUAGCCCAGCCCCAGCUGGUACUAUCUCACAGGGGAGCUCCAGCCCCAAGCGCUCCGUCAAGAAGUCCUUAUGUCAAAGGAAAAACAAAUUCAAGUUUAUUGGAUGGAAUGAUGAAGCGAAGAUGAUGUUAUAUCGGUGGAGGAGGGUAUUGAAGAAAGGGCCCUCAGCUUUCAUGCACCAUUUCCCUGGAGAGACCGAGGAGUCUCUACGUGAAGCAUGGGAGAAGUACAGCGACGAAGGAAUGCAUCUGUACAAAGAAUGGAAGGCUACUGCACAACAAGAGUAA